Molecule: messenger RNA, 645 nt
Organism: Daldinia childiae
Lineage: Eukaryota; Fungi; Ascomycota; Sordariomycetes; Xylariales; Hypoxylaceae
Exons: 3
Coding region: 1-645 (214 amino acids)
Source: RefSeq, a predicted model, not a curated record
AUGGACACCUUCCGACACCUCCUCCCCGAGCCCGUCAUCGACCUAUCCCCCUUCGUCGAAAUCCACUACAUCGGCUCCGUGCGCGCGGGCGAGUACAUCAAAGUAACGUCCAACGAAUCGAUCGUGGCUACGGACCACUACGGUGACGCAGCGGUCGCCCCCGGCAAGCUCGACAUCAUACUUGUCCCCGGGCCGGACCCGGUAUCGCACUUCGAGGCGGCGGCGCUGGAGUGGCUGCGCGCGCAGGCGGCUGCCCCUGGUGUUGAUAUCUUGAGCAUCUGCACGGGCAUCUUUAUCUGCGGCGAGGCUGGGCUGCUUAAGGGGAAGACGGUGUGUGGGCCGCGCGCGCUGCAGGAUAUGAUUCGCGAGAGGGGCUUUGGCGAGAAGGAGUUGAUUGGGCAUAAGUAUCGCUGGGUGCAGGACGGGAAUUUGUGGUCGGGUGGCGGCGUGACCAACUGCAACGACCUCGUAGCGGCGUACUGCCGCGCGACACCGCGACAUUUCGCUCGGCCUACCGUAGAGAUGGCUAUCGAGACUAUGGAAAUAGCUGACCGUGGGCGAGAGUAUGGUAAUGAGGUACCCCUCGAAGAGAGGAUCAAGGAGAUCGUCGCGCAGGCUAAUGCACUUGUUGCUGCUAAGAACUAA